GUGUAUCGUCAUCUCCCCAUUCCGAUCUGAAUUCAAAUGGAGCCAAAAUCAAACCAAACCCUAGUUUAGAAAAAGAAAAAGGGAACCCGGAGAGCUCCUCAUUCAUUCUUCUCCAAUGGCCGAGAGGGGGGAAGCUGUUCUUCCACCACCACCUCCUCCUCCUCCUCCUCCUCCGAAGGUGGAGGAGAGCGGGGGGGUUGAAGGAAGCGACGAUCACCAUCAACAUCAUCAACAACAUCAAUACCAUUUCCAGCAUCAGGAUCCGUCAACUUCAGCUUCAGCUUCAGCUUCGACAUCGGGACCAGUGGCGAAGAGAGCUCGAAGGGAUAGAGUUUGUACGGCGAAGGAAAGGAUCAGCAGGAUGCCCCCUUGCGCCGCUGGAAAGAGGAGUUCCAUCUACAGAGGAGUCACCAGGCACAGAUGGACGGGAAGGUAUGAAGCUCACCUUUGGGAUAAAAGUACAUGGAACCAAAACCAAAAUAAGAAAGGAAAACAAGUAUACUUAGGUGCAUAUGAUGAUGAGGAGGCUGCUGCUAGAGCAUAUGAUCUUGCUGCUCUGAAAUAUUGGGGCGCAGGAACUCUCAUUAAUUUUCCUGUCAGCGAUUACACCAGAGACCUUGAAGAGAUGCAAAUGAUUUCAAAGGAGGAUUAUCUUGUGUCUCUUAGAAGAAAAAGCAGUGCUUUUUCAAGAGGUUUUCCUAAAUGCCGUGGAGUUGCUAGACAAUCUCAAGGCACCCGAUGGGAGACAUCUUUUGGUCAGAUGCCUGGGUGUACAGAUGCACCCGCUGGAGGGAAAUAUGGUAGUGUAGGUAGCUUCGGAAUGGAAAGAAAGAUUGAUCUAACAAAUUACAUUAGGUGGUGGCAGCCCAAUAAAUCCCGUCAAUUAGAAUCCGAGGAAGAUAUUGGAAAAGACCUCCGAGCUUUGGGAUGCUCACCUAUUCAGAAAACUGAGCCAUAUCAGCUUCCAUCUCUUGGUCUUCCUAACAAAGGCAAGGCUCAUGCUACACCAAGUUUAUCUGCGUGCGGUAUUCUAUCUAAAUCUGUGGCCUUCAAGAAUUUCGUUGACAAGUCAUCCGAAAUUGAGACUAGUACUUGUCGUAAUAAUGAGAUGGACCGUGGAAAGUCUGCGGUUCCUCUAUUGUUUGCUGGCGGUAGUGAGCUUGAUGUUGAUAGAUCAGCUGGAGUUACUUCAGGUCUAUGUGACACUACUGUCCAAAGAACUCCAUAUACAUUCUCUCCUAUUUUCUCUGAACCCUUGAGUACUAGUUGGAAUCCAGUGGAUCCUGUAUCUGACCCUGUUUUAUGGAGUACCCUCGUUCCACCAACUAGCCAAUCUAUCACUGCGACAAUGAAAAAGAAAGACAUAGAUGGUGCAUAUUCUUACCAGUGCCAAGGAUAAAACAGGGAAGGUUUUAAUAGCUACAGCGGCAUUGUUCUUUUUAACGUUGAUCGCCCUCUUAGCGUGUUUUGGUUUGGGAACAGCCGUGAAUUUUGUGGAUUUAUAAAGCUUUCGUUGAUUGUAAAGGGAAAAGGAAGAAUCAGUUACUUUAAGUUUUGGGAUGUAUAUUACUGUUC
Asparagus officinalis (garden asparagus) is the source of this 1575-nucleotide messenger RNA. Its product is annotated as AP2-like ethylene-responsive transcription factor At2g41710. The coding region runs from base 116 to 1399 and encodes 427 amino acids. The record is from RefSeq and is a predicted model, not a curated record. Lineage: Eukaryota; Viridiplantae; Streptophyta; Magnoliopsida; Asparagales; Asparagaceae. The transcript is spliced from 9 exons. Gene Ontology annotation, molecular function: DNA binding; DNA-binding transcription factor activity. Gene Ontology annotation, biological process: regulation of DNA-templated transcription.